CUCAGGUGUUCCCUCCAGACGAUGCACGAGCAGGAGUCGUUGAAGGGACAAUUGUAUAUUAAAAUGUCAGUGGUCGAGGGUGGAAGGGUCACUCACUUCUGGAAGAGCGAUCGAUUCAAUCCCAUUGUCUCUAUGAAAUUCGCACAGGAUCAGGCACAGGUUAUCGCUGAUAAUCCUUACGAAGGAGCUCUCAAGGACGUCAGUUUCGUCGUUAAAUUCGUGUCGAAGAAUAAAAUGGGAAAGAAAACGACUGUUGGACACUUUGUCAUCGGUCCAGAUGUGGGUGGACAGUACGGUGACCAGUGGAAACAGGCGAUGGCCAAGCCUGGACAGCCGAUAACCAAGUGGCAAGCCUUCGAGUGAUUGAGAUAAUUAGAGAGCAGAGCUGAGGUGGACACUGUGUAAAUACUUUAACCGUCCUUGGGGUUCUCUUAUCAAGGUUCCCAAUAUUUCUUUGAUAAGCACAAUUUUGCAGCCGUCCGUUAAUAAUUCAGUGAAAACGUCUGAUAUUACGAGAACUAGUGGCCUGACAGGAGAAAGUGUAGGGAGUUUUUCAAAGGAAAUUCAAUUCUCCAGAGAAAAAGUUCAGUGAAUUUUUCUUCUACAACCCAUAAUUCUCGAGAUAUUCACACAAUUAGAGGAGAGUUUAUUAGCUGUUGUGUAGAAAUGGAAAUUUCUGGUAUUAGUAUUCCGCGAAUAUCUCGGAAAGUAGGGGAUUUCGAGGAGUGCGUCACAGGACCUUUUUUCUAGUUUUUUAAAUUCUAUGCAAAAAA
Messenger RNA from Fopius arisanus, 773 nucleotides. RefSeq lists its product as uncharacterized. The record is from RefSeq and is a predicted model, not a curated record. Bases 22 to 363 code for a protein of 113 amino acids. The transcript has 2 exons. Lineage: Eukaryota; Metazoa; Arthropoda; Insecta; Hymenoptera; Braconidae.